This is a messenger RNA of Fusarium oxysporum Fo47, 720 nucleotides long. RefSeq lists its product as uncharacterized. The record is from RefSeq and is a predicted model, not a curated record. The transcript has a single exon. The coding region runs from base 1 to 720 and encodes 239 amino acids. NCBI's taxonomy places the organism in Eukaryota, Fungi, Ascomycota, Sordariomycetes, Hypocreales, Nectriaceae.
AUGAUUUUUUAUAACCUCUUGUCUUUCGCACUGUUUGUGACCUCGUCUCUGAGUCGAGCCACCGAUAAAGAAAUACAUCUUCAGUGGUCACUAUGUGAUCGUGAUGGAGAGGCCGUCCUCGAGAAACUAGGGGAAGAAGUUCGUCCACCCUACAAACGCAAUCCGAUCACCUAUUUCGACACCAUGCCCCCGACUCAUGCGCAACAAGGCGUCAUGUUCCGCACCAAGACGAACAAAGGCAACCCGUUUUCUAUCAUCAAGGUCCGCUUCGAUGAGAAACCAGAGUGCAUUCCUCCCGGCGCCCAUUGCGUCUAUGAUCGAUACGGAGACAACGUUCCAUUCACUUGCGGUCAACGGUACCUCCUGGGUGACAAGACCAAAGAGAUCUGGAGCGAUGACCAAGUUCGCUUUGCAGAAAAGUACGACGACAUUGACUGGGAUGGCCUUGUACCCUACGGGCCUUUCCCAGAUGGCAAGUGGAAGUUGAAGAUAUUGGGGUACAAAGCGAAGCUGGAUGAUGUAGUGGCUGGAGAGCUUCACCUUAUGGAGAUUGAACUGUCUACCCCGAAAGCUGGAUCUGAGAAGGUGUAUCAGGAUGUCACUGAGUAUCUGAGAGAACACGAUGUAUUGCUCUGCGAUCCCCAGGCGUCGAAGACACUGCGCCUGUUUCACGAUAUGGGAUACAUUAAUGAUGGAGACACUUGGAUUGAGGAGCUUUAG